Lucilia cuprina (Australian sheep blowfly) is the source of this 3136-nucleotide messenger RNA. It is a transcript of the gene fray, whose product is annotated as serine/threonine-protein kinase OSR1. Lineage: Eukaryota; Metazoa; Arthropoda; Insecta; Diptera; Calliphoridae. Gene Ontology annotation, molecular function: protein serine/threonine kinase activity; ATP binding; protein serine/threonine kinase activator activity. The record is from RefSeq and is a predicted model, not a curated record. The transcript is spliced from 2 exons. Gene Ontology annotation, biological process: protein phosphorylation. The coding region runs from base 104 to 2365 and encodes 753 amino acids.
UCAAACUUCAAUUAGAAUCCAAUCUUUUCGAAAAAGAUUGUUUUGCUUAAUUGCUGAAUUUGUUGCUGGUUUUUAAGGAGCUGUGAUAAUAAAAUUUCAUAAAAUGAAAUUUUUAUUUUUGGAUUGCUUAAAGCAAAAAGUUGCAUUCUCCACAAAACAACCGGGAAUCUUUAAUUUCUGUUUGGUGGCACCACACAAUAAAACCUACAUAACAACUACCCCCAGCAAGGAGAAAUUCGUCAACGGUCAUACGCACAGAAAGCACGAUAUACUACAGGAGAUUGCCGUUGAUGAAACAGAUUUAACCGCUUCAGAAAAUACUAGUAAAGUCAUCUAUAGAACCUUUCAGGAAGCAGAUCAGUGUAACGAUUUUAACAAUCAUCACAAUACCGGAAGAAAUAUUAGCCUAAAGUCAUCACAAUCUACGGAUGAUUUAAAGGUGAUACAACAGCAACCUAAAGCUAUACAAAAUCAAGAAGAUAAUAAUCCCAAACCAAAAGGUUUAACAGCGCCACCACGUUUAGAGGGCAACGUAAGAGGAUCACUAAAUGAUCUACUAUUGACAUCCAGACGUACCGAGUGUUUAACAGCUAAUUUAGAUAAAACUACAACUACAGCAACACGUAGGAGUCCAGCGCCUACUGAGAAAAUCAUCACACAAAACAACAGUUUCAAAUCGGAAAGUUCUUUAGAAACCGACAUCGAAAGCGUAAUCACCAACAGCAGUCGUACGUCUAACAAUAUGACCACACCAGCAACUGUUAAUAGUACCACAGGUGCACCCACCGCCAGUGAGAAACAACCUUGGCCCAAUUCCAAAGAUGAUUAUGAAUUGCGCGAUGUUAUUGGCGUGGGCGCCACUGCCGUGGUACAUGCGGCUCUUUGUUUGCCUCGCAACGAAAAAUGCGCCAUUAAACGCAUUAAUCUAGAAAAGUGGAAUACUUCCAUGGAUGAAUUGCUUAAGGAGAUACAGGCUAUGUCUUCGUGUAAUCACGAAAAUGUUGUAACAUACCACACCUCAUUUGUGGUACGGGAAGAACUGUGGCUUGUAUUGCGCCUGCUGGAAGGCGGUUCUUUGCUUGAUAUCAUCAAGCAUAAAAUGCGCACCACCCAGUGCAAACAUGGUGUCUUCGAUGAAGCCACAAUUGCCACUGUGCUUAAAGAGGUAUUGAAGGGUCUCGAAUAUUUCCACUCGAAUGGACAAAUACAUCGUGACAUCAAGGCCGGUAAUAUACUGAUUGGUGACGAUGGCACCAUACAAAUUGCCGAUUUCGGUGUAAGCGCUUGGUUAGCCACUGGACGAGAUUUGUCGCGACAAAAGGUGCGUCACACCUUUGUGGGUACACCCUGUUGGAUGGCACCUGAAGUGAUGGAACAAGAUCAUGGCUAUGACUUUAAAGCAGAUAUCUGGUCGUUUGGCAUAACUGCCAUUGAAAUGGCCACCGGCACGGCUCCCUACCACAAAUAUCCACCCAUGAAGGUAUUAAUGUUAACUCUACAAAACGAUCCACCCACCUUGGAUACCGGAGCUGAUGAAAAGGAUCAGUACAAAGCCUAUGGUAAAACAUUCCGUAAAAUGAUUGUGGAAUGUCUACAGAAGGAGCCCUCAAAACGACCUACGGCCAGUGAAUUGCUUAAACAUGCCUUCUUCAAAAAGGCCAAAGAUCGCAAGUAUCUUACCCAAACCCUAUUGGCCUCGGGUCCCUCCAUGGAGACUCGUGUCCACAAGGCUGCCAAGAGGCAACCAGGUGCAUCAGGUCGUCUACAUCGUACUGUUACCGGUGAAUGGGUGUGGUCCAGCGAAGAGGAAGACAAUGGUGGCAAACAUCAUUCCUCCGAUUCGGAAUCGGACGAUAGGCCCAUUAAUCGUCUGGAAAGAGCUGACUCUUCGGACAGUGAUCGGGAGGAGCAAUCGGAAUUUUCGGAAGCAGCCACUGCCACAGCUAAUGCUAUGUCAUCACAACAGCAACAACAACAGCAACCACAACAAGCAACGCCACAACAACCUGCCGCCGUAACAUCAGCACAAGCUGGCGAAAUAUCGCAACCUUUAGCGGAUGGCGCAGAAGCUCCCCCUGUCAAUCUCGUCUUGCGCAUGCGCAAUCAACGACGUGAGUUGCAUGAUAUACGCUUUGAAUUUGCCGUCGGCAAGGAUUCAGCCGAAGGAAUUGCCGCCGAACUGGUGGAUGCUGGUCUCGUCGAUCCCCUGGACACGCAGCCCAUGGCCAUCAACUUGCAUCAGUUAAUCGAACAAAGAGCUGCUUUAAAAACUGUUACGUUCCAAUUGAAUUCUGGGGUACAACCGGGUGAAGUACCCGAUGAUCGCUCGCUGGUCGGGUAUGCUCAAAUAUCAAUAACAGAUUAGAUAUAUAUAUAUAUAAACAUUACAUAUAUUUAUAAACAUUAUAGUAGUUCGUAGUAGUAUGUACAACAAUAAUAAGUUAUAUAGCAGAAAAGAAACAAAUAAUAAUAAAAACAAACAAAAACAAAAACAUACAUAAAUAAUAUGAUAUGAUCAUGUUAAAGAUAAUGAUAAUGAUUGAUGAUGAUACUGAAUGAUGAUGAAAAGAAUGAUAAAUUAUUAUUUAAUAGUAUAACAAUAAUAACAAACAAACAAAACUCUUAAACAAAAGUCUAGAAAAUAAUAAUAAAAGAAAGAGAAAAAAAAACUUAAAACAAAACUUAAUAAAGAAUUUUUUUUAUUGUUUACUUUCUGGUAAUUUAUUUUAAUUUUUUAAAUAUUUUUAUCAAAGCAAAAGAUACAUCUAAACACUAAAUUAGUUAUGUUUUUAAUUAUUUUUAUUUUAAUUAUACAUAAAUAUUAUUUCAAUGCACUACCAGUUAAUUUUAUAGUUUAAAAGUAAUUAAAAAUUUUAAGAAUUUUUUUUUCAACGUAUAACGUAAUGUUCACAGUGCAGCUGCAUUUUAAAAGAGAAAAUUUUAGUAAUUUUAAAAGUCUCCAAUAGGUCUUUGUAGAAAUUAGUUUGUUUGACAAAAUCGUAAAUAUUUUCUUAAGUUCCAAAACGGAAACAGUUAAGAAUAUAUCUUUAAAGAAAAAAAUAAGAGUUUCCUUCACAAAUAUUCAAAAAUAAAGUUCAUAGAACAAUAAACUGGUGACCAGCAAUCAAACCUAAAU